Molecule: messenger RNA, 1419 nt
Organism: Arabis nemorensis
Lineage: Eukaryota; Viridiplantae; Streptophyta; Magnoliopsida; Brassicales; Brassicaceae
Source: the annotation of a GenBank genome assembly
AUGGGUAGCAAAGCGAAGAUGUUCAAGUGGUCAAAAACCAUCACACCUUCACAGGUUAUCAAACUGAUGCGAGCUGAAAAAGACAUAGAGAAGUCAAUUGCAGUUUUUGAUUCUGCAACAGCGGAAUACGCAAAUGGUUACUUACAUGAUCAGAGUUCUUUUGGUUAUAUGGUAUCGAGGUUGGUCUCUGCCAAUAAAUUCAAAGCAGCUGAAGAUUUAGUUGCAAGAAUGAAGACUGAGAAUUGUGUUAUUAGCGAAGAGAUUUUGCUUUCGAUAUGCAGAGGGUAUGGUCGGGUUCAUAGACCAUUUGAUUCUUUGAGGGUUUUUCACAAGAUGAAAGAUUUUGAUUGUGAUCCUAGCCAGAAGUCUUACAUUACUGUUCUUGCUAUUCUUGUGGAAGAGAAUCAGUUAAAAUUGGCCUUUAAGUUUUACAAGAAUAUGAGAGAGAUUGGUUUGCCUCCUACUGUUGCAUCUCUCAAUGUUUUGAUCAAAGCUCUCUGCAGAAAUGAGCAGACAGUGGAUGCUGGUCUUAAGAUUUUUCUUGAAAUGCCUAAGCGAGGGUGUGAUCCGGAUUCUUACACAUAUGGAACUUUGAUUAGUGGUUUGUGUCGGUUUGGAAGGAUAGAUGAGGCGAAGAAGUUAUUUAAGGAGAUGGUUGAAAAAGACUGUGCACCAACUGUUGUUACGUAUACUUCUAUGAUUCAUGGUUUGUGUGGGUCGAAAGUUGUUGAGGAAGCGAUGAGAUAUCUAGAAGAGAUGAAAAGUAAAGGCAUCGAGCCGAAUGUUUUCACUUACAGUUCUUUAAUGGACGGUCUUUGCAAAGAUGGGCGACCUUUGCAAGCCAUGGAAUUAUUUGAGAUGAUGGUGGCUAGAGGCUGCAGGCCAAACAUGGUAACGUAUAGCACUUUGAUCACUGGUCUCUGUAAAGAGCAGAAGAUUCAAGAAGCCGUUGAACUUCUUGAUAGAAUGAAUCUUCAGGGUUUGAAACCUGAUGCUGGAUUAUAUGGAAAAGUAAUCAAUGGGUUUUGUACUGUCAAGAAGUUUCCUGAAGCUGCCAAUUUCCUCGACGAGAUGAUUCUUGGGGGAAUAACUCCAAAUCGUUUAACUUGGAACAUCCAUGUUAAGACAAGUAAUGAAGUAGUCCGAGGUCUUUGCACAAGUUAUCCAGGUCGCGCAUUUACUCUAUAUCUAAGCAUGAGGAGUAGAGGCAUCUCGGUUGAGGUUGAGACACUAGACUCUUUGGUGAAGUGUUUGUGCAAAAAGGGUGAAUUUCAGAAAGCAGUUCAAUUAGUUAACGAGAUGGUGACUGAUGGGUGUAUCCCAAGUAAAGGAACAUGGAAGCUACUAAUAGGCCACACAUUGGAUAAUACGAUCGUAGGAGAAGCUACAGAAUCUCUUCUCAGAGAUUUGAAGAUCUAA